AUGAGGAAUGGACCCAACGCCCUCAUUGCAAGCCUGGCCCUGGGAGACUUGAUCUACAUCACCAUAGACAUACCCAUCAACGUUUAUAAGCUCUUGUGGAUGCGUUGGCCUUUUGCAGACUCCUCCUUGGGUUUAUUCCUGUGUAAACUCUUCCCCUUCCUGCAGAAAGCAUCAGUCGGGAUCACGGUCAUGAACCUGUGUGCUCUCAGUGUGGACAGAUACCGUGCGGUGGCGUCCUGGUCGCGCGUGCAGAGGACCGGCGUUCCUCUCCUCACUGCGGUGGAGAUUGUGGUGAUCUGGCUUCUGUCUGUGCUGCUGGCUGUUCCUGAGGCCGUGGGCUUCAACAUGGUCAACUUCGAGUACAGAAACAUCAGCAUGAAAACCUGUAUGCUGCAGCCCAGGGGCCCCUUCAUGUUGUUCUACAGUGACGUGAAGGACUGGUGGCUGUUUGGUUUUUACUUCUGCGUGCCGCUGCUUUGCUCCGCGCUCUUCUACACCCUUAUGACCUGUGAGAUGCUGCGGCAGAAAGGAACGCUCAAGAUCUCACUCAGCGAACAUCUUAAACAGAGCAAUCACAGCAUCAGCCCCUCACAGCACCAGCCCCUCACAGCACCAGCACCUCACAGCACCAGCCCCUCACAGCACCAGCACCUCACAGCACCAGCCCCUCACAGCACCAGCCCCUCACUGUGCCCCCACUGCAGGAGGACCCAGCCUUUGCGCAGAGAAGUGGCCAAGGCGGUCUUCAGUCUGGUGCUGAUCUUUGCUCUGUGCUGGUUCCCUCUGCACCUCAGUCGUCUGCUGAAGAAAACCAUUUACAAAUCCCACGACGAACACCGCUGUCAACUGCUGAAUUUCUUGUUGGUGAUGGAUUACCUCAGCCUCAACAUGGCAACAAUCAACUCCUGCAUCAACCCCAUCAUCCUUUACUUUGUGUCCAAGAAGUUUAAAAACUGCUUUAAGUCUUGUCUUUGCUGCUGGUGUCACUCCGGCUCCAUCAACACUCUGCCCGUCCACAGAGGAACCAGUCUGCAAUACAAGCCCUGA
Messenger RNA from Knipowitschia caucasica, 1047 nucleotides. The record is from the annotation of a GenBank genome assembly. Lineage: Eukaryota; Metazoa; Chordata; Actinopteri; Gobiiformes; Gobiidae.